Molecule: messenger RNA, 705 nt
Organism: Fusarium keratoplasticum
Lineage: Eukaryota; Fungi; Ascomycota; Sordariomycetes; Hypocreales; Nectriaceae
Exons: 3
Coding region: 1-705 (234 amino acids)
Source: RefSeq, a predicted model, not a curated record
AUGGAACAACAACAAUCUGCCCAACGGCCCCUCGCCGGAGCCGACAGCAUCCGAGCCCUCAAAGACGACAAUGCCAUUUUCACUGCUUUUGACUCCUACCCCUGGACAAAAGACAAGAUGUUUAUGUCCGGCCUCUACGCCAUCCUCGGUGAACCUGGCCAGCAAAACCCUCAAGCCUCCCUUGCAGACAUGGCCAUCCAUGCCCGCGUCUUCUACUAUUCCCAACGCAUCGGCGUCAUGAUUGAUUUUACCGCCUACAAGGCUUGGCUCGCUAGCAACCCCGACCACAGUCCCCCAGACGUCCUCCCAGAGGAGUAUCACCGCCGUGAUGGAACCAAUGCAUCUCCGCCACCAGCCUUGGACUGGCAAAAAGCCGCCCCCAAAGCUGAUUUGUACAUCGAUCGUAAGGCUGCGGCUGCUCAAGCAGGCUCAGAGGACCAGCCCAAUUACCCCAUGGGCUUCGCUGAGAUGAUCAAGCUUUUGAAGGAGGGCAAGCCUGUGCCUGGAAUCCGCCAGAUCCCCAACACCAUUGUUCGAGAUCCUUCUGUCAAACCUGUAGGGGCCAGGGCUGUCCCAAGGAAGCCAUGGGAGAAAGACGCGGCCGCCGACCCCCCAACCCUCCCAGAUCUCCCAAAGGCUCUGGACACCGAAUUUCCACCAGUCGACGAUGAUGUCCCUACUUCUGCAAAUGCUGCAACUGCCUGA